Messenger RNA from Dimorphilus gyrociliatus, 3217 nucleotides. The record is from the annotation of a GenBank genome assembly. NCBI's taxonomy places the organism in Eukaryota, Metazoa, Annelida, Polychaeta, Dinophilidae.
AUUGGAUUGCGCAUGCGCAUUAAAUCGCCGCCGCCGAUUUCUUUUGUUUGACUUCAGUUUCUCACUAAAAUGACCACUCAACCGCACAGUAGAAAAAAGAUCUGCUAUUACUAUGAUGGUGAUAUCGGAAACUAUUACUACGGACAGGGACAUCCGAUGAAGCCCCAUCGUAUAAGAAUGGCCCAUAAUUUAUUGCUUAAUUACGGUCUUUACAGAAAAAUGGAAAUUUAUAGACCUCUAAAAGCCAGCGCAGAAGAGAUGACAAAAUUUCAUAGUGACGAAUAUGUCAAAUUCUUAAAAGGAAUCCGACCCGAUAACAUGUCAGAUUUCAAUAAGCAGAUGCAAAAAUUCAAUGUAGGUGAAGAUUGCCCAGUUUUCGAUGGAAUGUUUGAAUUUUGUCAAUUAUCUUGUGGAGGCUCAAUUGCCGGAGCUGUUAAAUUGAAUAGAAAUCAAACUGAUAUAGCCAUAAAUUGGGGAGGUGGACUUCAUCACGCUAAGAAAUCGGAGGCUUCUGGAUUCUGUUAUGUUAAUGACAUUGUCCUUGCUAUUCUUGAGCUUUUAAAGUAUCAUCCCAGAGUUUUGUACAUUGAUAUUGAUAUUCACCACGGUGAUGGUGUUGAAGAAGCUUUUUAUACAACUGAUAGAGUUAUGACGGUCUCAUUUCACAAAUACGGUGAAUAUUUUCCUGGUACAGGAGACCUUAGAGAUAUCGGAGCAGGGAAGGGAAAAUAUUACGCCGUUAAUUUCCCUCUAAGAGAUGGUAUUGAUGAUGAAAAUUAUGAACAGAUAUUUUGUCCCGUUAUGCAAAAAGUAAUGGAAAUGUAUCAACCAACUGCGAUUGUUUUACAAUGUGGCUCUGAUUCUCUUACUGGCGAUCGUUUGGGCUGCUUUAAUUUAACUCUGAAAGGUCACGGUAAAUGCGUGGAAUAUAUGAAGAAAUUUAAUCUGCCUCUUUUGUUACUUGGUGGAGGUGGCUAUACUAUUCGUAACGUUGCAAGAUGUUGGACUUACGAGACGUCAAUUGCUUUAGACGUCGAUGUUGCUAAUGAACUGCCUUAUAAUGAUUACUUUGAAUAUUACGGACCUGACUUUAAAUUACAUAUCAGUCCCAGCAAUAUGACUAAUCAAAACACGCCAGACUACUUGGAUAAAAUAAAAGCGAGAUUAUUCGAAAAUCUUAGAAUGUUGCCACAUGCCCCCGGAGUUCAAAUGCAAGAUAUACCCGAAGAUUCAAUAAAUAUGGACGAUAAUGAAGACGACAAACAAGAUCCAGAUAAAAGAGUAUCAAGUAUGACUAUUCUUUAUAAACAGAUAACUAUUAAUUGAGAGGACAACUACUUAUGUCUAUUUUGUUAGUUCGUGCCAGUGAUAAACGAGUUAUACGUGAUGAAGAGCUUGACGACUCAGAAGACGAAAGCGAAGGACGAAAAGAUCGCGAAAAUUACAAAAAUAAGCGUCUAAAGCUUGAAGAGGGCCAAAAGCCAAAUAAUGAAACAAACGGUGAAACGAAGAUGGAAACCAAAGUUGAGACUGUUGAACCUCCACAAGAGAAGAUCGAAAAGGCAACGGAAGAUGUUGAAAUGAAGGAAGCUACCCCCGAAAACAACUAGUGUUUCGGAUUUAAUAUGUACUUUAUUUUGGAUUAUGUGUAGUAAACAACGUAGUCUAUCUUACUCCUGUACAGUAGUAUUUUGUACAGAAGUAUAUUUUUCUUAAAAUUAAACGUCUGACAAAGGCCAGAAACUUUUAACGAUAGCUAUUACUAUUUAUCAUUAUUCACAUAAAGAUUUUUUUCUAGACAAGUAAAUGUAUUAUGGCAAAAAAAAAAAUCGAUGACGGCAUUAGAGACAGUGACUAUACAUAGCAGAUCAUUCGGUCCAUUCUCUCUUAUAAUAAAUUGUUAUUUUCUUUUUUUUUUCAGAUCUUGUAAAAUAUUCACUAAAAAAGUCUUUUUGUAAGAAAAAAUAUUGAUAAAAUCUAAAACGUUUUAAAAUACAACAAAAGAGCACUCGAACAACAUCAGAGUAUUAAGAAAUUGACUUCUUAUUGCUAACUACUUUUUUUAUCCAUUUUUUAAAACCAUAGAGUUAUAAACAUAACACAUAGAUUGUAUAUAUAGAUAAUUAAAUAUGAGAUUACGAAAUACAUAACUAAAUAAAUUCUCUUUUUUUAUAGAAAAUACUCUCCCCUAUUCUAUUCAGACUUUAUGUCUGGAACAUCAUUAUGUAUAGCUUUCUUUUCUGUACCGCCAUUUGUGUUGGUUCCGUUUCCUGGGUUGUUGUUUGUAUUGCCAGCACUUCCUCCGCUGCUGCCACCGCCAUUUCCAGCUCCAGUGGGCCAAGGACUGUUCAUCGGGGAAACACCAGCUGACGUGGGUAUUUCUGAAUUUUCCGGUUCGAAUUGGUUAUUCUCUAAGCGUGUUAUAAGCCUUUCGUCCUCGUCUCCGAAUUCUCCGCCCAUCAACGUAGGUUCUCCAACAACCAUCACAUCACCGGGUGUGAAGCCCUGAGGUCCUUAAAUUAGAGAAAAGAAGAAAGAGAAAAGUUUGAUGAGAAUGUUUGAUAAAAUAGUUUAAAGAAUAAAACACAACAUCAUGUACAGUAUACUGAAAAUUGUUUGACCCUUUAAACUCUUUCCCGCCCCCUGCUAUUCCUUAAGAUUUUAUUAACAAACUAAACCUUUGAAGUUGUUGGGUGGGGUAAAGGCGUUUUAAUUCCACUUCAGAAAACUUACCAGGAGAACGUUUUUGUUUAGGCGUGCUUUCUCUUGAACCAGCGCUCCCUCCUGGAGUACCAGCAGCUCCUGCUGAUGACUUUCUUUUUCUACGUUUGUUCGGUUGUCUCGACGAUUCUUCAAAGUGAAUAAUAAAAUAACAAUUAAAUAAUUUAUCAAAUAAACAUAACCGAAAAAUAAACACCAAGAUUUUCGCAAAAAAUCAGAGAGAGUAUAUAAAAAACUGAUGAAGUUAUGUAAGAUCUUUGUCAAUAUACUGCAUAUAUAUAAAUAUAUAUAUAAAUAUAUAUAUAUAUAUAUAUCCUUUCACUUUGUUAAUAAAUGUUAUUUAUCAACUAAUUAACCAUUAAAUGUUAUCUUUGCAAAAAAAGAAAAUUGUAGUAGUGGUAGUAUUAUUAUUAUUUAUAGAAGGAAGAAAGAGAAAAGAAGAUAAGGAAGAGAAGGUAGUUAAAAAUUUUAAGUUUCUCUUUUUUUAAUAACAAUU